Molecule: messenger RNA, 987 nt
Organism: Aegilops tauschii subsp. strangulata
Lineage: Eukaryota; Viridiplantae; Streptophyta; Magnoliopsida; Poales; Poaceae
Source: RefSeq, a predicted model, not a curated record
AUGGGCUCCAAGGCGGCACCUUCAAGAAGGUUACGACACCGGAGCGUCGCCAUCGCCCGACCGAGGAUCAGAGUUUCCCCUGGAGCAAUACGACGGGCGAUGAGAGCCGCGGUGACGCCUUCAAGAAGGGAACGAGCUUUGCCGCCGCCGGUCCGUCCGAAGAUAGAGCAGGUUUUCACCACGGCCAAUGCUCACCGCCUCCAAACGCCACACCCCGGCAACCACGCCGCCCGCACGGCCAUGGUCACCAGGCAGCACCGAGCCACGGGCUCUGCCCAAGAGCACCGCGCUACCACCACCAGGGCCACCGCCCCGGCAUCCAAGACCUUGACACCACCUCACUCGAGACCCGCCGCUACCCCAACCAAAGAGACGAGUGGAAAGGCCCCGCAUUUCGCACCCCUGGGCAGCUCCCAGCGCCGAGACCCAAUAGGCCAGUCAAAACUAGCCUCCAUUGAUCCGUCCUGCAGCACCGGGCGCGAGACGAGUUCGUGGUCGCCAGCACCUGCCGAACACAGCUCGCGCCCCUGCCGGCGACAAGUCCAGACAAGGCCUGGCCGGACCUGGCCGGCGGACAGCAAGGUCGCCACCACCAGGGGAGCCGGGCAGAGAAGGCCCAGACCCUGCCUCCACGCGCGCCAGACCCAAGCCCAACCGCCGCCGGAAGCAGAGCCGCAAGCCCUCGCACCAGAUCCGAUCCACCUGGACCAUGACGAGGAGCCGCGCGCCGCCCCUGACGCCCACAACCCCUUCACAUGGCCGCCGGCAGCCCGCGCCUCCGCCGCCAGCUACUGCCACCGCGCCGCCACGCCCCGUGCCCGCGUCGCGCCACCGCCCGACUCCGACAGCCUUCGCCACCAGGAACCGAGCAGGGGAAGGAUAAACGCCCCACCGCCAUCGAUGCUGGCCGGGCUAUGCCCGUCAGCUCGCGCGUGGCCGCGACGAGAAGGGGAGAAGGGGAAGGAGAGGCCCUUGGCCGACGGCUAG